This is a messenger RNA of Terrapene triunguis (Three-toed box turtle), 1517 nucleotides long. RefSeq names its product ectonucleoside triphosphate diphosphohydrolase 8-like. The record is from RefSeq and is a predicted model, not a curated record. Gene Ontology annotation, biological process: nucleoside diphosphate catabolic process. Gene Ontology annotation, cellular component: plasma membrane. NCBI's taxonomy places the organism in Eukaryota, Metazoa, Chordata, Testudines, Emydidae. The transcript is spliced from 5 exons. Bases 1 to 975 code for a protein of 324 amino acids. Gene Ontology annotation, molecular function: UDP phosphatase activity; GDP phosphatase activity.
AUGUGGUGGGGGCAGUUCUCUUUCACAGGGACGUGGAUACACCCUGAGGCAGCUGCAGUUGUGGGAGCACUGGACCUUGGAGGAGCCUCGACCCAGAUAACCUUUCACCCUGGUCAGACCAUUGAGGACAACAACACCGAAGUCCUCUUCUGGCUGUAUGGGACCAACUACUCGCUUUAUACCCACAGCUACCUUUGCUACGGAGAAAACCAAGCCUUGAAGAAGCUGAUUGCAUCCCUCAGAGAGGAGAACCUCACCUCUCAGCAGAUCUCCCACCCGUGCUACCCUAGGGGAUAUGAGGAGAACGUCACUGCCGCUGCCCUGUAUGACAGUCCCUGCGUCCCGGCACCAGCUGCACACGACCCCAGGCAGAUCCUCACGGUGCGGGGGACAGGAGCCCCAGCGGAGUGCAGGAAUGCCGUCCAGAAACUCUUCAACUUCACAGCCUGUGGGGCCAACAGGACGUGCGGGUUCAAUGGGGUCUACCAGCCACCGGAGCAUGGGCAUUUCUUUGCCUUUUCCGGAUUUUAUUCAGUCUUCCACUUUCUGAACCUGACCAGCGAGCAUCCCUUGAGUGACGUCAGUGCCACCAUCGAGCACUUCUGUGCUAAGGACUGGAAGGAGGUGCAAAUGGUGGAUCCUGGCGUGAACAAGACCCGCCUUCAGGAUUACUGCGCUGCCAGCACCUACAUUCUCACCCUCCUGCUGCAAGGCUACAAGUUUGACAACCAGACAUGGAGCAACAUCCAUUUCCACUGGCAGGUGGCUGCUGUGGAUGUGGGCUGGAGCCUGGGCUACAUGCUGAACCUCACCAACACGAUCCCCUUGGAGGCUCCCAACCGAGUGAAGGGGCAGCGGCCUGACCUGUGGGCAGCGGCCGUGGUCACCACCUGCCUCAUGCUGGCCAUGAUCCUGUGGACAGGCCUGGCUCUGUGCUAUAAGUGGCCCCUUGCCACCUAUGAGACUAUGCUGUAGCUGGCCAGUGCUCCUCAGGCUGGGGCCCUGCUGCCAUCAGGAGCCACACGUGGCUUUCCCCAGACAUCAUGCAGUCCUGUGUGUUAGACGUUCGUGGCCUUACAACCCAGUGCCCCUACUUGCAGCUGGAGGCAGGGUCUGGGAGAGAAACCCCUCCCCAGGGAGGGUAGGAACAUUGGGUUUGAAGGACAAAUGGCAUCUGUUGGCAAAUUGGUGACACUUUUCAGUCUAAUCUCAGCCCUGUGAGCUGUGCUGGCUUCCUGCUCUCCCGCAGCCCCCUUUCCAGUCAGCAAGUCCUGGUGUGCAAACAAAGUCUAUCCUGAGGAGGUGCUGCUGCCUCCUGCAGAGCCCAGUUGGGUGUGUGUGUGUGUGUGCGCCAUGGCCUACUGGAUUUGGGGGGCAGGGGAAGCUGGGGCUGGUGAGGCGGGAAGCAUUGGCUAGAGUGCCAGGAGACUCCAGGGCAAGGCGGAGGGAAUGGGAGUGUGAGUCUCCUCCUGGUCCAGGGAGCACCGGCUGAUAUAUUUGGAAGUGUCUGGAUGCAG